Molecule: messenger RNA, 629 nt
Organism: Dalotia coriaria
Lineage: Eukaryota; Metazoa; Arthropoda; Insecta; Coleoptera; Staphylinidae
Product: MD-2-related lipid-recognition protein-like
Exons: 2
Coding region: 77-562 (161 amino acids)
Biological process (GO): sterol transport
Molecular function (GO): sterol binding
Source: RefSeq, a predicted model, not a curated record
UGUUUCAACAUUCGUCUCAGUCGACUGCCGACUAGUUUUCUUCCUAGUACGUCUUCAACUCCAUAAAAAUUUUAAAAUGAAAUUUUUCGUUUUUAUUUGCGCUGUGCUCGCUUUUUCCCAUUCUCAUUCUCAGGUCGAUGGAGAAAUAGUCUCUAGACACUCAUGCAGCCCUGACGAAGUCAAGAACUGUGUGGUAAACGAAGCCAGAAUCACACCUUGCAAAGAAGCACUGAAAGAUCCUCCUCAGCCCUGCAAAUUCCAAAAGAAAAAAACCGCGUCUAUUGAAGUUGACUUUACACCAGAGUUCGUCACAGAGGGCAUGCACGUACAGAUGUACUGGCCCAAUGGAUUCAUGGAUCUACCUCUGGCUGGAAUGGAAACAAACGCAUGCAAAACAACGACUUGUCCAUCUGUUUCAGGAGUGAAACAAACAUAUAGAUAUGAUUUAGAAAUCGCAACUUAUUUCCCAUUGAGUACCUAUGACGUCAAAUGGGUGCUUAAGGGUAACGAUGAGGAGACUCAACAAUGCUGUUUUAUUUACCGAAUUAAAAUUACUAAAUAAUUUCGAGAUUCUUUGUUUGCAUAUUAGAUUAGUGCCGAUAAUAAAAUAAAUAUAAAUAUGUGUAAAA